CUAGUUAUUCACCAAUUGCCUUUCUAAACAGCAAUAUAAGAUGAAUAAGUUAUUUAUAGUAGUGGUCCUGGUGGUCGUAAUUGCUGGGCUUUCAGUUGGAGUCCUGGCUCGAUCCCUAGGGGGGGUAUAAACGAUUACAUUGACAAAUGUCAU
This is a messenger RNA of Ceutorhynchus assimilis (cabbage seed weevil), 153 nucleotides long. NCBI's taxonomy places the organism in Eukaryota, Metazoa, Arthropoda, Insecta, Coleoptera, Curculionidae. The record is from the annotation of a GenBank genome assembly.